Messenger RNA from Schistocerca piceifrons (Central American locust), 3045 nucleotides. RefSeq lists its product as uncharacterized. NCBI's taxonomy places the organism in Eukaryota, Metazoa, Arthropoda, Insecta, Orthoptera, Acrididae. The transcript has 16 exons. The coding region runs from base 1 to 3036 and encodes 1011 amino acids. The record is from RefSeq and is a predicted model, not a curated record.
AUGAAGACGCUCUUCAUCCUAUUCGCUGUCCUAGGGAUAACAGCAGCAAAGGCUGUUCCCGUUCACCGUGUGAAUGCACACACUCGCGACCUGCAGGAUGACCUCAACGACUUCCUCGCCCUCAUUCCCAUCGACGAAAUUGUGAACAUUGUGCUUAACCACUUGGCCAACGACCCUGAGGUGCAGGCUGCCGCUCAAUACGUGCUCUCUGAUGACUUCAAGAGCAUUGUCCUGGCCAUUGACGCUCUCCCAGAAUACAUUGAUUUCCUCAACUACCUGCAAGAGUCCGGCCUCGAUGUCUACAAAUACGUGAACAUUCUACACGACUUCCUGGGACUGCCCCAGCUUACUCCUCCAUCCAAGCUGAGACACACCAGGAGCAUCCGUUCCAUGGUCGACGAGAUUCUCGCCAUCUUGCCACUGGACGAACUCCGGGCUCUGUUCGACGAGAAGCUGGAAACCAGCCCCGACUUCAAAGAAUUGUAUGACAGGAUUAGGUCUCCCGAAUUCCAGUCGAUCGUGGAAACUCUGAACUCUCUGCCAGAGUACCAGGAGCUGCUCCAGAAACUGAGGGACGCCGGGAUCGACGUCGACGCAUUCAUUGAUCUGAUUCGCGGUCUCUUUGGCCUACCAACAAGUAAUUACCGCGUGACUGCCAAGAAGGCCAACCGCAACCUCCAGGAUGACCUCAACGACUUCCUCGCCCUCAUUCCCAUUGACGAAAUUGUGAACAUUGUGCUUAACCACUUGGCCAACGACCCUGAGGUGCAGGCUGCCGCUCAAUACGUGCUCUCUGAUGACUUCAAGAGCAUUGUCCUGGCCAUUGACGCUCUCCCAGAAUACAUUGAUUUCCUCAACUACCUGCAAGAGUCCGGCCUCGAUGUCUACAAAUACGUGAACAUUCUACACGACUUCCUGGGACUGCCCCAGCUUACUCCUCCAUCCAAGCUGAGACACACCAGGAGCAUCCGUUCCAUGGUCGACGAGAUUCUCGCCAUCCUGCCACUGGACGAACUCCGGGCUCUGUUCGACGAGAAGCUGGAAACCAGCCCCGACUUCAAAGAACUGUAUGACAGGAUUAGGUCUCCCGAAUUCCAGUCGAUCGUGGAAACUCUGAACUCUCUGCCAGAGUACCAGGAGCUGCUCCAGAAACUGAGGGACGCCGGGAUCGACGUCGACGCAUUCAUUGAUCUGAUUCGCGGUCUCUUCGGCCUACCAACAAGCUCCAGCAAAAAGAUUCGUUUCCAUGUACCUGCCAAGAAGGCCAACCGCAACCUCCAGGAUGACCUCAACGACUUCCUCGCCCUCAUUCCCAUCGACGAAAUUGUGAACAUUGUGCUUAACCACUUGGCCAACGACCCUGAGGUGCAGGCUGCCGCUCAAUACGUGCUCUCUGAUGACUUCAAGAGCAUUGUCCUGGCCAUUGACGCUCUCCCAGAAUACAUUGAUUUCCUCAACUACCUGCAAGAGUCCGGCCUCGAUGUCUACAAAUACGUGAACAUUCUACACGACUUCCUGGGACUGCCCCAGCUUACUCCUCCAUCCAAGCUGAGACACACCAGGAGCAUCCGUUCCAUGGUCGACGAGAUUCUCGCCAUCUUGCCACUGGACGAACUCCGGGCUCUGUUCGACGAGAAGCUGGAAACCAGCCCCGACUUCAAAGAACUGUAUGACAGGAUUAGGUCUCCCGAAUUCCAGUCGAUCGUGGAAACUCUGAACUCUCUGCCAGAGUACCAGGAGCUGCUCCAGAAACUGAGGGACGCCGGGAUCGACGUCGACGCAUUCAUUGAUCUGAUCCGCGGUCUCUUCGGCCUACCAACAAGCUCCAGCAAAAAGAUUCGUUUCCAUGUACCUGCCAAGAAGGCCAACCGCAACCUCCAGGAUGACCUCAACGACUUCCUCGCCCUCAUUCCCAUCGACGAAAUUGUGAACAUUGUGCUUAACCACUUGGCCAACGACCCUGAGGUGCAGGCUGCCGCUCAAUACGUGCUCUCUGAUGACUUCAAGAGCAUUGUCCUGGCCAUUGACACUCUCCCAGAAUACAUUGAUUUCCUCAACUACCUGCAAGAGUCCGGCCUCGAUGUCUACAAAUACGUGAACAUUCUACACGACUUCCUGGGACUGCCCCAGCUUACUCCUCCAUCCAAGCUGAGACACACCAGGAGCAUCCGUUCCAUGGUCGACGAGAUUCUCGCCAUCCUGCCACUGGACGAACUCCGGGCUCUGUUCGACGAGAAGCUGGAAACCAGCCCCGACUUCAAAGAACUGUAUGACAGGAUUAGGUCUCCCGAAUUCCAGUCGAUCGUGGAAACUCUGAACUCUCUGCCAGAGUACCAGGAGCUGCUCCAGAAACUGAGGGACGCCGGGAUCGACGUCGACGCAUUCAUUGAUCUGAUUCGCGGUCUCUUCGGCCUACCAACAAGCUCCAGCAAAAAGAUUCGUUUCCAUGUACCUGCCAAGAAGGCCAACCGCAACCUCCAGGAUGACCUCAACGACUUCCUCGCCCUCAUUCCCAUCGACGAAAUUGUAAACAUUGUGCUUAACCACUUGGCCAACGACCCUGAGGUGCAGGCUGCCGCUCAAUACGUGCUCUCUGAUGACUUCAAGAGCAUUGUCCUGGCCAUUGACGCUCUCCCAGAAUACAUUGAUUUCCUCAACUACCUGCAAGAGUCCGGCCUCGAUGUCUACAAAUACGUGAACAUUCUACACGACUUCCUGGGACUGCCCCAGCUUACUCCUCCAUCCAAGCUGAGACACACCAGGAGCAUCCGUUCCAUGGUCGACGAGAUUCUCGCCAUCUUGCCACUGGACGAACUCCGGGCUCUGUUCGACGAGAAGCUGGAAACCAGCCCCGACUUCAAGGAGCUGUACGACAGGAUCAGGUCUGCCGAAUUCCAGUCGAUCGUGGAAACUCUGAACUCGCUGCCAGAGUACCAGGAGCUGCUCCAGAAACUGAGGGACGCCGGCAUCGACGUCGACGCAUUCAUUGACUUGAUCCGUGGACUUUUCGGCCUGCCAACCAGGUCGAAGCAUUAAUCUCCAUUC